This is a messenger RNA of Echinostoma caproni, 2046 nucleotides long. Lineage: Eukaryota; Metazoa; Platyhelminthes; Trematoda; Plagiorchiida; Echinostomatidae. The record is from the annotation of a GenBank genome assembly.
AUGGCCUUUCCAGUCAAUUUAAGAGCUGAGGAUGUUAAUGCUAUGGGGCAAAAACGUUUGGAGAGGAUAGAGGAUUUAGGUGCUUUGGGGAUUGAUAUGAUUGUGACCGACCUCCAACAGUCGGGUAUAGUAGAAGAAUUAAGAGAUUCACUGACAAUGAAGGUAAUUGCCCCAGCUAGGGAAGCAGCACAAAAAUUGAAGAGGGCCGAAUAAUUGUCCAUCAGCGUCAAUAUGGCUGUCAGUGUGGACAAUGUCGAAUUGAUCCGUUCACACAAUGGACCUGCUUGUCGCGCAAGUUUAACAGUGCUAGCCGAAUGGCCCGUGACUGACGCCCGUGUGGCGGACAGCCGACUGGUCGAUUUGAUGAAUGGCGCCGUUCGACUGGACGUGAAUCGAGUUUGGCAUCCGGAACUGGUCAUUCCGGGUAGUUAUCGAGUGCAAACGCUCGCGCAGCGUUUGGAAUUACGCGCGGACACUGGGACAGUAGAUGGGAGUACCACCAGUCCGAAAGCGUCUGGUACUUUGGCUCGAACAAAUUUGGUGAGCAAAGCGCAUUCACCCGGGCCGGGUCGAUUACAAUCGAACUUCUCACCUCGCGAAAAUGUGGAAGAGACACAAAAGGCGGGAAGUCGGAUUUCAACUCGAGUUGGUGUUCACAAACCGACCGGAAACUCCGAGGGUCCGAGAUACGUUUAUGUGGAAAGUAUGGCCGUGGAAGCCACAUGCAAUCAACCAAAGAAAUUGAGCCAAGUUGCAGCGAUUUUGUGCCCAAUCCUUAUACGACAGGGCGGACUGAUGCACGUUCAACCAAGCAUCAAAUGGACUGAAAGAAAAAGCUGUCUUAUCACAGAGAAUGUACAACGACGAAUUUCACAUAUCACAGUCACGAAGCUAUUUGGACAAUAUAUCGAUCGACAAGGAGCUGAUCAUAGUUUGGGGGUCAAUAUAUGUUUCCCACAAACAAGUCGAAUUGUUCAGUACAGCCUGGCUCCAGUCUUCAUCGUCCUUGCAUCGUUGCUAAUCUCGUGGAAUGGACCAAUUGGUACUCAUAUAAUCACUUGGUUGCAGUUAACUUUGUUGUUGACAAUCACCGGACUAUGGAUUUGGCUCAGUGGUCAAGAAAUCGGAGUGAACGGUCGACCGGGUCUUUUAGACAUCUGGCUACUGAUUUGUGUGAUCUCUAUUUGUCUGACGAGCUGUUUGGCCAUUCUCGAACAGCGCUGGUCUUCCCGAAUAAUCCGACAGCGUCAACGUCGGUGUUUGCGAACCCCGUCGCUGAGUUUGCUACAAAACAAAGCAGCUACCGUUCCCGGGACACCAGCGUUGAAUGUGAACUCAGCUCUGACCGCGGGUUGUUUUCAGGGCUGUGCGUGUGGUGGAAGCAGUUCCGGCACAUGUCCAGACAAUUGUAUCAGUUGUGCUGGAAUGCAGGGGCGUGCAAGCGGAGGAUUUGUAUCACCCAACGGAACCAGUGGUGUAUACUGCAGCAACAGCAGUUGUGGUGCAUCCGGUCACGUUUGUCCCGGUUUGGGAACGCACGGACAGGGCAACUCGUCAAGUAACAGCCCAGCUCCAAUGGGAUUCAGUCCACAACCCAUGGGACUCGGUGCGACCAAAUUGGACACUUAUAACGAUGGGUUCCUCUGUUCAAACUCCACCGAACCACGAAACGGUGGAACCGGGGGUGCAUUUCGUGGUCUCCGAUGGCGUACCAUGGGCAACUCACGCAGAAGCAACACGAAUGUUAAUCCAGCCCUAACGGGGAUGGACCUACCCGACUGUCAGAUCUGUUUGUGUCAUCCGGGCAGUCAGUCCGCGGCAAUUCAACCGGGCUCUCCAGCACCACCAUACACGUCUGUGUGCAGUUCAAUCUCAUCCCACGUUCCGACAAACUGUUGCCUGAAAAUUUUGAAAACCGCUUUGACUAUCAGUUACUUGCUUAUAGGCACCAUUUUCUGGAUAACUGUGUUGGCACUUGGCACAGUCCCCGAAGCGUGCCUGGGGGCAUCUGUUUGUCAACCAAUGAUUACCGACUAUUUAAAAUGA